Symbiodinium sp. CCMP2456 is the source of this 1821-nucleotide messenger RNA. NCBI's taxonomy places the organism in Eukaryota, Dinophyceae, Suessiales, Symbiodiniaceae. The record is from the annotation of a GenBank genome assembly.
GCACCUGCAAAAUGCGACUGGCCAACCCCACUUCGUCGAAGGAGCUUUCGAAGAGCAUCUGCGCACACCGGCAGACCAUGCUUCUGCCCGCAUCGUGUAGUAGGUAACAUGUUGCCCUUGUUCCUGAAAGCCUUCGCCUGUCUGGCACCACUAGCCCGUGCACAAUGCGACAAUGCGACUGCGAGCGACUGGCUGCUCUACGACAACGGCGCGUCCUACUUGAACCUGCCGGAGGUGGACAACUGGUCCAGGCUGAACGAUGCCCAGACGGUCUGGCGGAAGCUGAAGCUCCUGCAAGAUCCCGAAGUGGGCGACGCAUCCGUCAUCGUGAGCUUGGUUGACACAACAUUUGCUGAUGUUUCUGGCGCAGAAGUGGCACCCUGGGGCCUCGCGUCGGACUGUCGUGGGUCACCGUUCAGCGGCACUAUGCAGGUCAAUCUGCUGAACACCCCCUUCAGAUAUGAGGCAGUCCUCGCUGAUGCCACGGGUUACAAAGCCUUCGGCUCCGUGUCCUGCCAACAGAGUUUGCAAAACUGCUCUGCGAGUUGUGGAGGUCUUUGCGGCUUUUGCGGCCUGGGCGAACAGACCGUCACCCAAGCACAACUUCCUGUGAUCGACCAGUGUGCCUUCGACAUGGGAGUUGAGGCCUGGGUGACCACGACAACCUCUACCGGAACGCGGACGACCCUGACAUCGUCACGGACCUCAUCCGUAACAUCAUCUACGACAACUUAUCUGGGACCAACGAGCACUAGCACCACCACGACUACAAGCGUGACUUCGUCCACGUCAGCCACGGUCACUUCAACAUCCAGUGCAACAGUUUCGAGCACCUCAAGUUCCACCACCACCAGUACUACAACCCAGGUGAACGGCUACUACUACUACCGAUUCACACCCACGCGAAUAGCAGACGAAGGUGGAAGCUGCUGCUGCGCCCAUGCAGUUGCGGAGCUCUACUUCAGGAACUGUGGCGCAGAUGUUGACAUGGCAUUGGCCAGUGCCAGCAAUCCUGGCGGUUCUUGGCAGAGCAACCCACCGGGCAAUGCCGUAGAUCUCCGGCUCGAGACGAAGUGGCGGGACAGCAACAGGCGCCCGCUCAUCCUUGCUUCGCCGAAUCUGAUGCCGGUGGAUUCCUACAGCUAUGUCACCGGGGAUGACUGCCCUGACAACGACCCCACGGCCUUUGAGUUGCAUGGGUCACAAGACGGUGUCUAUUGGGAGUUCCUGGAUGCUCGGACGAUGGCAGACCGACCGCCCGCCUCUUGGCGACCAGCUCAGACCGAAUGGUUCACGUUCAAGAACUGCACGCCGACCACGACGGCCACAAGCUUGACACAAACCUCCCAGACCACGUCUUCGUCAACCGUGUCCAGAACUUUUACUGUCUCGACCACCAUCAGCCGGACGAGCACAGCGAGCACCACGACGUCGCCGGAGGGUGCCUUCGUGCAGCUGAUUGAAUCUGGCACCUGUGCGCAGCUUUCACUCUUCCCCAUCCUGGGCCCCGCAGAGUGCGAGCAGGCUGCGAGGCAGUUGGAUCUUCCGGACCUAUCUGCGCAGAUCACAGCCGAAGCCGAGAGGCCCGAGGGAUGCUACUUCUUCGAGGGCCUCUCGCUCUGGCUGGGUGUGAGCCCCGCCAGCAAGGGCAGGGGUGCUGAGACCUCCGGCCCGGAAGCCAACAAGACACGGCAUCCCAUCUGCAGCUCAGUCAUGCCGGACAUGCGUGUCGCCACUGGCCUCGCUGGUCACGGAGGCCCGCGAUCAGGACUCUUUGUCGUGGCUAUGCGUGCACAUGAUGUGCAAUAUGUGUGUUAUUGA